This is a messenger RNA of Lytechinus variegatus (green sea urchin), 4295 nucleotides long. Its product is annotated as CUB and sushi domain-containing protein 3-like. The transcript has 16 exons. Lineage: Eukaryota; Metazoa; Echinodermata; Echinoidea; Temnopleuroida; Toxopneustidae. The record is from RefSeq and is a predicted model, not a curated record. The coding region runs from base 1 to 2871 and encodes 956 amino acids.
AUGACCCUCGUGUUAAGGUGCACUACAACAUUCCACACAACAAACUGCAUGUUUACUUCAUACACAACCAAAUUCCAAGCAUUCGUCGUGUACCACAAAUCAGGAGCAACCAAUUGUAGCGCCCCAUCCAUCCCAGCUCACGCACACCUUACAGACCGCCGACUGAACUACAACUACGGUGACAGGAUUACUGUAACUUGCAAUACCAGCUCGGAUAGCUUUACCAUUCAGUGCCACAACAAGGGACUCUGGAGUGGCCCCCAGAUCUCUUGUCCUGCACCUGCAUAUGCAGUCGGUCUUCCAGCCAAAUGUAGCGCUCCACUAAUUCCGAGGUACUCGUGGAUUCCAUCUCUUCAGUUGAGCUAUAACCAUGGUGAAAGAGUGACUGUCCAAUGUGACAAUAGCAGUGUUCAACCCUUUACACUUCGAUGUAAUACCACAGGCUUAUGGAUUGGCCAAAUGCGACAGUGUCCUCCCCCAAUCGCAGAGCCGGUACGAUGUAACACUCCGUACAUCCCGAGGUAUGGGACAAUUGAUAACCUUCGUCUGGACUACAGUGUUGGCGACAGUGUUAGGAUCACAUGUGACAGCAGUACUGACAGCUAUAACCUUCGGUGUAACACUGAUGGGUUUUGGACGGGGAGCGUUCUUCCGUGUCCGGCACCAAUUGAAGAUCCAGAGAAGUGCAGCGCCCCUUAUGUUCCAAGGUAUGCCACAAUCCAAGACUUCAGAAUGAGCUAUGACUUCAGUGAAAGAAUAACCGUGACAUGUGACAACAGUUCCACACAGUUCACCCUACAAUGUCACACGCAUGGCCUGUGGAGUGGUCCAGUAGUGUCUUGUCCAGAACCAAGCAGACCCCCUACAAGGUGCAACGCUCCUAGCAUUCCAAGAUAUUCAUCAGUUCGAAAUUUUCAAGCAUCUUACGACUUGGGCGCAAGGGUAAAUGUAAGAUGUGAUAAUAGCUCGAUUCGAUUCGCACUCAGAUGUCGCACUGGUGGACUCUGGGAGGGACAGGUACAAGCUUGCCCGACACCUGUAGAAAAACAGUGUAGCGCCCCUUACGUCCCCAGGUAUGCCACAAUCCAGGGCCUCAAAACAAGCUACGACUUCAAUGAACGAAUUACCGUGACAUGUGACAACGAUACUAGACAGUUCACCCUCAGAUGUCACACGCAUGGCCUAUGGAGUGGCCCAGUCGUGUCUUGUCCCGAACCUUACAGACCACCAAUACGAUGUAACAGUCCGUACAUCCCACGGCAUGGGUCUAUUGACAACCUUCGUCUGGACUACAGUGUUGGCGCCAGUGUAAGGAUCACAUGUGACAACAGUACAGAUAACUAUAGCCUUCGGUGUAACUCUGAUGGAUUCUGGACGGGAAGCGUUCUUUCUUGUCCUGAACCAAUUGAAGCCCCUACAAGGUGCAACGCUCCUAGCAUUCCGAGAUAUUCAUCAGUUAGGAAUCUUCAAGCAUCUUACGACUUGGGCGCCAGGGUAAUUGUAAGAUGUGAUAAUAGCUCGGUUCGAUUCGGGCUCAGAUGUCGCACAAGUGGACUCUGGGAGGGACAGGUAGCAAAUUGCCCGACACCUACAGAAAAGCCGGUACGAUGUAAUAGUCCGUACAUCCCGAGGUAUGGGUCUAUUGAUAACCUUCGUCUGGACUACAAUGUUGGCGCCAGUGUAAGAAUCACAUGUGACACCAGUACGGACAGCUAUGACCUUCAGUGUAACUCUGAUGGAUUCUGGACGGGAAGCGUUCUUUCUUGUCCGGAACCAAUUGAAGCUCCCGUGAAAUGCAGCGCACCAUACGUCCCAAGAUAUGCAACAAUACAAAACUUUCAACUGAGUUAUAACUCUAGUGAUAAUAUAACUGUGACAUGUGAUGGCAGCAGCACUCAGUUUAUCCUACAGUGUGACACGAACGGUCUGUGGAAAGGCCAGGCGGUAUCUUGUCCGGAACCUCCACAAGUUCCAAGACAAUGCAAUGCUCCCGCUCUCCCAAGAUAUUCAAGUAUUGAGGGACAGCAAUUGGCGUACAAUGCUAAUGACGAGAUAGCUGUAUCCUGUGACGGAAGUAGUUCUCAGUUCACCCUUCGUUGUAACAAUGCUGGAAUAUGGACUGGAUCUAACAUCGAUUGCCCUGCGCCUGAUCCGGGUGCCACUCAUCAAACCUUCUGUAGUGCUCCGGUCAUUCCCCGUCAUUCAACCAAUCAGAAUCUUCGUCUCUCAUACAAACCUGGCGAUAGGGUUAAUGUGACAUGCAAUGAAGAUCCUAGUUCUUUUCUAUUGGUAUGUCAAGAAGGGAUAUGGAUUGGACAAAACAUAGUGUGCGAGGAACCAGAUGUAGAAUGCGACCCACCAAUCAUACCAGCUGUUUCAUCUGUCCAAAAUUUAAAACCUCGCUACAAGGUCGGCGACGAGGUGAACGUUACUUGCAACGGCGACUCUGAUUGGUUUAUUUGGGAAUGUCACCGGGAUGGUAAAUGGCGAGGAAGGGCCAUUGAUUGCCCUAUUCCAAGACCAUCCCUUGGCCAUGUCAGUGCCGUUCCAGGAAAUACUGCAGACAGAAAAGCUGAGAAUGAGAGGACAGGUUUCUUAACUACGGUCCUGCUUGUAACGGCGCUGAUCGUUUUCGUUUUGGUGUUGAUGUCAAUGGCAGGCUUCUCGAUCUUCGUGAAACGUCGUGUCCGUUCAUCGUCAAACGAAUACCUGCAUGCUAAAAGUACUGAUCGGGGACCACUCCCGGACGUCCCAUCGGGCAUGUCGGGUUACGCAGGUUACAUUACAGGUGACAAGCCUUUGUACACGGAACCCUACCUCCAACCAGACCGCAACACUAAGAACUACGAGGACUAUGAUACCCCACGUUAAGCUACCUUGCUCAAAUCGGCAUCGGCGAUUGUUGAACGAUACAACGAAGAAGAACGAAAAAAAAUAUGAUUACAGAAAAGAUAUUUACACAGAGAAAUAUAAAUGACAUAAGAUGAACCAAAAAACAUAGACGAUUACUUACAAUCCAUUUUGUUUGUGGGGAUGUGUUUCAUUCCUACCAGACCUUGUACUAUUCGGGGGGUGUACAAGGCACAAAGAAACUUCUUCUUGAAGUUUUGUUAAAUACAUUUUAGAAGUAAUUUGCAUUGUUGCCAUGUUUAUGAAUAAUUAUUUUAUAUAUCAAAUCUUCAAAAUAAGCUAUUCCGAAAAAAAGAAGAAAUCAAGUUUGAUUAAGUGUAAACAAGGGCUUCAUAUUACAAAAAUAAUAGAUUAUUAAACCUAAAUUUAAAUAUGAGGAACAAAGAUAUGGAAAAAUUGAAACAAUAUUUCAUCUGUAAUGCAUUUUUUUCAUUUAUUUAUUUAAUCACGGCAUACCCACUUCAGCCUACUGGCUGUUCUUCUGUCAUUGAUUUUAGUCGAAAUUAAAUAAACCAAACUUGAACGAUAUAAGUGAACUAAAAAAAAUAUUUCAAGUAUUGAUCUUACUUUGCAUGUGUGUGUUUGGAUGCCCUGUUGAUAUACAGGAAUUGUAGAUAUACACACAUUAAAUUUAGAUUUAGAUUUAUUUAUUUCCGUUCAACAUUUUUUUCAAAAUACAAUCAAAGUAACAAUACAUAUUCAAUAUAAUAGAUAUUACAGAAAAAUCAAUGACAUCAAUGACAAAUCAAUUACAGACAAAUCAAUGACAAAUUAUGUUAUCAGAAUAUUUCUAGCAAUAGGAAGAAUAAUUUUUUUAUGUUCUUUUCAGUUGCACAGUGGUAAUGACUUUUAUUACAGAUAUUCAUUGCAGUUGGCUGGGGAGAAUAAAAGCUUUCAAAAGAUUUGCCGAAGAUUUCAAGCUAUACAGUAAUUAGAUGCUAAUUCACGGUAGUUUAAUCUAUAUUCAAAUAUUAGUUCUUGGUUUGCAUUUAUCAAGCGCCUGUAAAUUAUUGCAAUAUCAAUGAUCACUGUUGGUAUUACCUUGAAAUAUGUUUGUUUUGGUCAACAUUGGCUUUAGUUGACUAUUGAGUAUAGUUUCCUAGAGGUAAAAAAGUAUCGGGCCUAUUUGAAAUGUGGUUUCUGUGAGAACUUAUUCUCACAGAAACCUCUGUGCUUUUCUUUUCAAGUUCUCUUUAAUUCAAGUAUGAUAUUUAAUCAAGGCAUUGUUUUGUUUAUUUAAGAUAUGUUCUAUUCUGUAUUAUUUCAUGCAUUUCUAAUUUGUUUGCAUUGUGCAUGUGUCUUUUUUUAACCUAUUUGAAUUUGAAUGAAUAUAUAAUUAAAUUGAAUUGAAUUUCAUAAUCUGGAACUAUGUUGUACUUCUGGAA